Messenger RNA from Emericellopsis cladophorae, 2568 nucleotides. RefSeq lists its product as uncharacterized. Gene Ontology annotation, molecular function: GTP binding; GTPase activity. Gene Ontology annotation, biological process: endoplasmic reticulum membrane fusion. NCBI's taxonomy places the organism in Eukaryota, Fungi, Ascomycota, Sordariomycetes, Hypocreales, Bionectriaceae. The transcript is spliced from 3 exons. The coding region runs from base 1 to 2568 and encodes 855 amino acids. Gene Ontology annotation, cellular component: endoplasmic reticulum. The record is from RefSeq and is a predicted model, not a curated record.
AUGGCUGGUGUCGGCGAGGCGCCGUCCGCCGACAGCUUUGAGCAUGGCGUCCAGAUUAUUGACGGCGACAAGGAGUUCAACGCCAACAUGAACGAGUACCUGCAAGUGGAACGUGUCGCGGAAGCCGGCUUCAACUACCACAUCAUCUCCGUCUUCGGCUCCCAAUCGACCGGCAAAUCGACGCUGCUCAACAACUUGUUUGGUACCGAAUUCUCCGUCAUGUCGGAGACGGCGCGCCAGCAGACGACCAAGGGUAUCUGGAUGUCCAAGAACAAGCGCACCGAGAGCGCGGGCACGAAGAUGGCGGACAACAUCCUGGUGAUGGAUGUCGAGGGUACCGACGGCCGCGAGCGUGGCGAGGACCAGGAUUUUGAGAGGAAGAGCGCGCUCUUUGCGCUCGCGACGAGCGAGGUCCUGCUGGUGAACAUUUGGGAGCACCAGGUCGGGUUGUACCAGGGCGCCAACAUGGGACUGCUCAAGACCGUGUUCGAGGUCAACCUGCAGCUGUUCCUCAAGGACAAGAAGUCGACGCCUCGAUCACUGCUCUUCUUCGUGAUCCGCGACCACCUCGGUACCACACCGCUGGCCAAUCUGAGAAACACGCUGAUCCAGGACCUUACGAAAAUAUGGAGCUCCAUCUCGAAGCCCCAAGGCCUCGAAAACUCCAGGAUCGAGGAUUACUUUGACUUUGGCUUCGCGGCACUGCCCCACAAGAUUCUCCAGGGAGAUAAAUUCGUUAGCGAGGUGGCCACGUUGGGCUCGCGGUUCACCACGGGCCACCGUGGCAAGUCUGGCAACAAGGAUGACGACGAACUCCAAGGCGGCGUGUUCUUGCCCGAGUACCAUCGCCGAAUUCCCGCUGACGGUUUCUCCAUGUACGCCGAAGGUAUCUGGGAUCAGAUUGUGAACAACAAGGAUCUCGAUCUCCCUACGCAACAGGAACUGCUGGCGCAAUUCCGGUGCGACGAAAUCGCGCGUGAGGUGCUCAUCUCAUUCGACGUUGUCAUCACGCCACUUGAGGAGAAACAGGCCGAAGCGACAAGGUUUGGCAAACCCACGGUCCUGCCCGAUCUCGGUGCGACCGGCAGCAAGGCACGCACCGAGGUGCUCAAGUCGUUCGAGUCGCAGGCGAGUCGGUACCACAAGGGCGUGUUCACGCGCAAAAGACAAGAGUUGGAGAGCAAGGUCGACACGCGCAUGAAGGCGCUGUACCAGGGCCAGCUCUCCGCGGCGCACAAGGCGGGCGUCGUGGCGUUCAGCGAGGCGGUGAGCAACAAGGUCAAGGCCGGGCAAAAGGCCGGCGGGGGCUACGAGUUUGCCGAGAUUGUAGCUAGCGAGAAGAAGAAGACGCUGGACAUUUUCAAGGUCGAGGCGCAGAGCCUAGCUAUGCAGGGCGUGCCGUGGACCAACUUCAAGACGCAGUACAUGUUGUUUGAGCAGGAGCUGGACGAGGUCAGCGGCAAGCUGCGAAAGGAGGAAAUGCGCCGCUUGGCCACGCGCGUCGAACGGUGGGUCAAGUCUCGUCUCGGCGAGGCGAUUGGCCUCGAGUUCAACAAGCUUGGCUCCGGUAGGGCUGGGACCGGCGCACCCGAGGAGGGCGAGAGGCCGGCGACGGAGAAGGACCUGUGGGACCGCAUCUGGCAGGUCUUCACGGGCAUCGUCAAGGAGGCCGAGGUCCGUUUCGCCGAACGUGCCAAGAGCUUCGAUGCCAGUGACGAAGAGGUCGAUGUAGGCAUGUGGCGCUUGAGGCGCAAGAGUUGGGUCGCCCUGCGCGAGAAGGUGGAUGAAGAAGUCAUGGAGGGCAAUAUCCUGAUGAAGCUGCGGGAGAACUUUGAGGAUAAAUUCCGCUACGACGAAGCUGGCGUGCCCAGGAUAUGGCGCCCCACCGACGACAUUGAGGGCAUCUACACAAAAGCAAGAGAGUCGACGCUCAAGCUGAUCCCUCUGCUAUCAAGAUUCAGACUCGCAUCGACCUAUGCGCCGCCCGAUCUGGUCAGCUUCAUUGGGACCCAGCCAGGCGGCGUGGAGGCUGGCGACGAGGAGGAUCUGCCCCCGAUCGGCGGCGUCGAUGAAGACGAGGGCAAGAGUCUCGAGGAGGAGACGACGGUGCUCAGCGAGAGCAAGCGACAGGACCUCGUUGUCCGCUUCAAGAAGACAGCCGACGGCGUCUUUGUCGAGGCCAAGCGCGGUGCGCUCGGUGGCGUCACGCAAGUACCGUGGUAUUUCUAUGGCCUGCUGCUCGCGCUUGGAUGGAACGAAUUGUUUGCGGUCCUCAAGAACCCCUUCCUCUUCUUGCUACUCAUUCUCAUGAUUGGUGGCCUGUACGUCUCGUACUCUCUCAAUCUGCUCGGACCCAUGAUGCACAUGGGCAAUGCGGCUUUCACCCAGGGGCUCGACAUUGGCAAGGAGCGUCUGCGCGAGUUCAUCAUGAACCAGGAGAUGGCCCGCCAGGCCGUCGGCGUGCCAGCCAAGAGCGGCAACAGCACCGAGGACAUUGGCAUGGAUGAUCUGGACACAAAGGGCAAGAAGAAGGUUGACGACUCGGCACAUGGCGAUGACGACAUUUGA